Bipolaris victoriae FI3 is the source of this 612-nucleotide messenger RNA. RefSeq lists its product as hypothetical. The transcript is spliced from 2 exons. The record is from RefSeq and is a predicted model, not a curated record. Bases 1 to 612 code for a protein of 203 amino acids. NCBI's taxonomy places the organism in Eukaryota, Fungi, Ascomycota, Dothideomycetes, Pleosporales, Pleosporaceae.
AUGCGAGCGAGGCAAGGCUACAUGGAUACUAAGCAUGCCUCGGCUUGGGCCCGGUCGAUAAGCCUUGACUGCUACCUGUUCGACGUGCUCGCAGAACGCAUACCAUCUCCGCACCGCGAUCCCUUAGCAAAGCUCCAUCACACACUUUCGUAUUACCAGUUAUCUGUCAGAUCACUCGGACUAGGUCAAACCUACGGGCAUCGGGGUCUCGAACAACCCCACCAUUUCGGUCUCGUGCUUCAGGGCAUGCUGUCAACGCAGCGAAGCACCUCUCGUGCACGCUUCGAGGAUGGGUAUGAGCACAUCAUUAUCAAUGUGCUUCGUCAGAGGCGCAAGAUCGCGAAUGUGGGGUCCAAAGUGCGGCAUCUACACGGCAUCAACUGUACAGCGAGGGAAACAUCCUCAAUGGGCCCAAAUGGGGUGCAUUGGUCCUUGGACAUCCUCAGACUCUCAUGCGAGAGUACUCUGGGGUCAGGUGGCAAGCGAAACUCUCGAGAAAGGGAGCAGAAGGACGCAGCAGAAGCCAUAGCGGUACAACGGAGGAGUGUGCGCACAUCGGCGACCUCGAUGCUGGAGGCGGAGGACUCCUCGAGUCCACUCUCGCGAUCGUAG